Messenger RNA from Pseudomassariella vexata, 1659 nucleotides. RefSeq names its product putative lipo protein. Bases 263 to 1615 code for a protein of 450 amino acids. The record is from RefSeq and is a predicted model, not a curated record. The transcript is spliced from 3 exons. NCBI's taxonomy places the organism in Eukaryota, Fungi, Ascomycota, Sordariomycetes, Amphisphaeriales, Pseudomassariaceae.
UGGCAGGUCAUCCCGGAUCGGAUUGCCGCUCAAAUCAACUUCGGAACUCAGCUCCGGUAUCGAACUCCACUACUCCAUCCCAAGCUCCGAUGUCCGACUUCACUUCAGUCCUUCAACUCUAACACCAUUGAAGAUCUCGGGGCCCAUACUUUCCCAAGGUCUCUGCUCUUCUCAUCUAAGAUUUCCUACGAUUAUUUGAUCCAGACACUCAUCCAGUGCCAAGCAAGGACAGCGCUCUUUGUACUACCAAGCCCUUUCCGAGAUGCGGGCACUCGACUAUCUCCUCGCCGCCGCCGCAGUAGCUCUUACCGUCGGUAUCUCUACAUCGGCCCAUGCCGCCAAAAGCCCGCGGAUACAAACCCUGCCGCCGCUGCGGGAACAGGCCAAGAUCGUAGAUGCAUGGACCGAAGAGCGCAAGGCUCUUAUUCCAGGCAUUCUGCGCAAAUACGGCAUUGAUGCCUGGCUGAUAAGUCAACGCGAAUACGCCGAAGACACCGUCUUCUGGGCCCUCAAAGAAGCAACUCAGUUCUCCGCCCGCCGCCGUACAACCUAUCUCUUUCUGGCCCACCCCACCAACGGCGCCCCCUCGUCUUACCAAUGGAUCGAGAACACGCCCCUGGUUUGGGACGAGCUAACCUCCAUCCUCGAGACGCAGCAGCCCGCCACCCUGGCUCUCAACGACCACGCCGAGCUCGCCUUUUCAGGCGGUUUGCAUGCCGGUGAGCGAGAUGCCAUAUUCUCUGCUUUGGGGAGUAGCAAAUGGACGGGCAAGUUCGUGCUCGAACCCAUGUUGGGGAUCGAGACAGUGGCGACCAUGGUACCUAGUAGACUGGAGUGGUAUAAGAAGAUGAUGGAAACGUCUUGGGCAAUCAUCGAGGAAGCCUUCAGCGAGCGGAUCAUCAAACCGGGGGAGACCACAGCGUGGGAUGUCGAGUGGUGGAUGAGAGAAAAGAUCCAGGCGCUGAAUUACACGACUUGGUUUCAGCCUAGCGUUUUUAUUCUCAACAAGGACGGGUUUGAGGCAAUGGACGACCCACGGGCACCGGACGGGUUGAUCGAGUAUGGGGAUAUACUGCAUUGCGACUUUGGCGUGACGGCGUUGGGACUAAAUACGGACACCCAGCAUGUGGGAUAUGUCCUGUCUCCUGGCGAGACGGGGGCGGAUAUACCCAAUGGCCUUUUGGAGGGACUCGAGAAGGUCAAUCGGUUGCAGGAUAUCACGAGGGGUAAUAUGAAGAUUGGGAUGACGGGGGAUGAGAUUCUCAAGGCUUCGCUGGAUCAGGCCCAUGGUGAGGGAAUCCAGGGUAAGAUCUACUGCCAUGCCACGGGAGAGUUUGGACACAGUGCUGGGACGGUUGUUGGCAUGACUAAUUUGCAGGAAGGGGUUCCGUUCCUUGGGGAGCUGCCGUUGCUCAAGAAUACUUACUACAGCAUCGAGCUGUACGCGGAACACUUUGUCCCAGAGAGGAACCAGACCAUCAAGUUCCCACAGGAAGAAGACGUAUUCUGGAAUGAAGAGACGGAGAGUUGGGAUUGGGUCUAUGGGCAGCAGACCAAGUUUCACUUCAUCCAUACUCAGGCAGACAAAGGGGUACAGAGUCAAGGAGAGCUAUGACAUGGAUUAACCAUUCAUAUUAGUGUCAUUUUACACAAUAAGAG